AUGAGUCAAGCGUCAGGCACCUUGAUGCCAUUUCUCUACCCAUGUAUAUUUCAGCCUGCAUCUUUGACGACUCGAUCCCGAUCCUACCUCACCUCGACGAGGAUUCGUCCCCACUUUUUGCACGGCAGCACUCGACGAUCACACACAUCGCUUGCGGAGACCAAUGCUGCACGGCGUGGCGCGGCAUCAGAACCCCAAAUUGCACCUAAGAGUGCCUCACGCCUCAACCCAGCCCCUGACGACUACGCGCGCAAUAUUUUCAUCGAUAAAUGUUUCUUAACGGUCCACGCCGGCGGAGGCGGGAACGGGUGCGUUUCGUUCCACCGUGACGUCUAUAUUCCCGAUGGGCCGCCUAAUGGAGGCGACGGCGGCUCAGGAGGUAACGUCUGGAUCCAGGCCGUACCAGACGAAACAAGUUUGCACAAGAUCGCGAGGCGAGGAAUCGUAAAGGCCGAACGAGGAAUCAGUGGCAUGGGCAAGAGUCAGGGCGGGCGAAAAGGAGAUGACAUCUGCAUCCAAGUGCCCGUGGGAACGGUCAUUCGAGAAGUUUGGCGCAGCGACCCCGUGACAGAGGAGGAGCAACUCCUCAAGGAACUCCAGGCCAUGGGGGUGGAGGAUCCGCUCGCAAACCCUACUGAGCAUGGUCUGCGCGACAAAUGGAUUCUCUACGCUGGAUGCACGGCUCCCGAGGCUAGAGGUGUCAAGGACAGACUUCCAUCUGCAAAGAAGGCGAGGAGGAGUCACCUGACCGUCUUGCAACCUCAGGCCCCUAUCAAUCUCGACCUGGACAAAGCGAUGGAGAAGCCACAACUCCUCGUGGCCGGCGCAGUGGGCGGGCUAGGCAACCCACAUUUUGUGAGCAAGGAAGAACCCAAGCCGAAAUUUGCCACGAAAGGCGAGCUCGCCGUGCGGGUCAAAUUCGAACUAGAACUUAAACUCCUGGCGGAUGUGGGCUUGGUAGGGCUCCCAAAUGCCGGGAAAAGUACGUUUCUACGAGCGAUCAGCAAUUCCCGCACGCGGAUCGGCGACUGGGCGUUCACGACACUGGAGCCCACGAUCGGCACAGUGGUGCUGGACAACAACGAAGGCCGGCCUCUGAUCAAGUCCGGGAUCGAGGGCGACUCACCGCGCACGAAUUUCACCAUUGCAGACAUCCCUGGUCUGAUUGAGGACGCCCAUCUGGAUCGGGGACUAGGCCUUGGAUUCUUGCGACAUAUCGAGCGUGCACGCAUCCUCGCCUUCGUCAUCGACCUCAGCGCUGGAGAUGCCGUCACCGCGCUGAAGAAUCUCUGGAAGGAGGUCGGCGAGUACGAGAACCUUCGCAACACCGAGCUCAACGAGCUGACCGAGGCUCGAGCCGUUAGCUGGUCGCCCUUUGAUAUCAGUGGUGAUGCUGCGGGGAGCGCUUCUUCCUCCCGCGGCAAAGUCUUCACGGAAGACGGUGAGGCGAUAUCCGUCUUUCCACCUCCCUCGCCCUCGGCGUCCAGGAGCAGCGCCGGCGGCGUGCGUGGCAUUGGCCGCGUGCUCGAACCUCUACGCUUUCCGCCCAUCUCAUCGAAGCCAUGGUUCGUGGUCGCGACCAAAGCCGACAAGGACUCCGCCGUGACGCAAAACGAAUUCCUCGCGCUGCGCGACUACGUGGCCAGUGUGGAGAAGGGCACGGUCGAGCACCCCAGCGGCAAGGCAAACGCCUGGCGGCAAGCCUGCGCCACCAUCCCUGUCUCCGCCAUCAAUGGCCAGGGCGUCGAUAAGGUCAUGCGCUUCACUGCUGGUUUGCUCGAUAGUAUGCAUGUCAAGCAGUUCGCCGCCUAG
Messenger RNA from Exophiala aquamarina CBS 119918, 1812 nucleotides. RefSeq lists its product as uncharacterized. The record is from RefSeq and is a predicted model, not a curated record. The transcript has a single exon. Lineage: Eukaryota; Fungi; Ascomycota; Eurotiomycetes; Chaetothyriales; Herpotrichiellaceae. Bases 1 to 1812 code for a protein of 603 amino acids. Gene Ontology annotation, molecular function: GTP binding; GTPase activity. Gene Ontology annotation, cellular component: mitochondrion.